Messenger RNA from Tetrahymena thermophila SB210, 324 nucleotides. RefSeq names its product kinesin motor domain protein. The record is from RefSeq and is a predicted model, not a curated record. NCBI's taxonomy places the organism in Eukaryota, Ciliophora, Oligohymenophorea, Hymenostomatida, Tetrahymenidae. The transcript has a single exon.
AUGAAAAGCAUAAAAGGAGCUAUAAAAAUUAAUUAUGAAGAAGUAUUUGAUGCUAUGCAGUCAGAGUUAGCUUAUGAUUAAACUGAAAUAAAAUAGCAGUAAUACAUUAAUUGCAAAAUGGAAGAUGUAGAAGAUAGUUAAGAUAAUCAAGAAUAAUAAAUAGCAUAUUUUUCAUAUUUAGAUAUCUAUAAGAUUAAAAGCUAAGAUUAAUCAAAACAGAGAUUUGCCCAAGACACUUUGAUAUCUAAAAAUUAUGAACAUCAACUAAAAAAGAAAUUGCAUAAACUAAACCAAAUUUUUAAAUUUGAUAAUCUAGAAAUUUGA